UUCAAUAUAUUUGAUCGCCAGUGUCCGAGGUGUGUCUUUGCCUUUGGCUAGUCUGUGGCCAAGAGUAAGCCCAUUUAUAAUAAUAAUAAAAAAUGGGUAUGGUUUGAAAUACCCUUUUCCGAUUUAAAUGUGUUUUUGAAGUGAAACUUCUAAUAUGACUUCCAAGUCUUCUAACUGACAGCGCGUAACACUCAGUCAUUGUUACUUUGCGUGGAAUGCCGCUCACUCAGCGCGUAACAUUCUGUCUCAACGCGACUCACUCAUUCCAUUCAUUCACUUAUUCACUCAGUCAGUGACAGAACAGAAUACCCAGAAUAUUUUUGAAUGUUGGAAUGGUUGGUUAGAAUGUAUGUUUUAUAUUUAGACUGAGUGCAAAUUGAGUAUAUAAUUUGAGCAGAUAGCAAUUUAAAAUAUUUAAAACAGUAAAACAUUUGUCAUCUCACCUAAUAGAGACCUCAGGCAACCAGAGGGCUGGACAGUAUUUCGCGCAACGUAUAAGUAUCGCUAUACAGCGUGGAAAUGCCAAUUUUUUUAUUUAUAAGUAGGUUAGGUUUUUAGUUUUAAGUAGUUUCAUCAUGUUUUUAUUUGUUUGAUGUAUUUAUUAAAUAAAAAUUAUUAUAAUAAAACAAAAACAGUAAAAAGAUGCACGUAACUAAAACACAAAAACGUGAUGGCCACUUGACAAAAUGUUUUUGAGGUUAUGUUAGGAAGUUUCACUUUUUCCGCGCGGGGGGACUCCAUACACUGUUUUUAAUGCUUACAGGAUGUCGCUGAUAGUUUCAAAUAAAAGCCUCUUGGAAUUCGACUCCACGACCAUAGAAAACGUCAGAAAGGAGUUUGACUUACAUAAACCAGGAAUUAUGGACCAGGCGAUAGAUAUUUUGUAUGAUUGGAUUCAAAAACAGGAGCAUUUCCUGAAAAAGGACUUUUGUAGGGAGUAUUUAGAGCGUAAUAUCAUAUGUUGCAAGGGUUCAGUUGAACGCGCAAAGGCAAGAUUGGACAAAAUGUGCACUUUGCGCACGCAUGCACCAGAGUUGUUCUCAAAAACCAAUGUUAUGCAAGAAUUGGCAGAAGUUUCUAAGGCAUAUUUAAAUGUAUACAUGCCAAAACUGACUGAGAAAGAUAACUACAGACUGUACGUUAACAGAUAUCAAAAUGACGUCACUACAUCUUUACUUCUAGAUGUGUGCAGAUACAAUAUUAUUCUUGGGGAGUAUUUAAAAAGAAAUGACUACGCCAAUGGACUCAUAGUAGUCUUAGAUUGCAGACAAAUCAAUAUUAUGGACUUCGUCGCCCAAAUCAAUCUUGUCGACUUCAGUAACUUAGUUACGACUUACACGGAGGGUUUUGGUUUCCGAAUAAAGAAUAUAUUCGUCAUGUCCACAUCUAAACUUAUUAACUUGCUCACCAGCAUCAUGAAACAACUUUUCUCUGCUAAAAUCGGAGAACGUAUUGAGGUGCUCCAAACAAUAGAAGAUUUGCACAAUCGGGUCCCAAAAGAACUGUUGCCGAAAGAAUAUGGAGGCCAGCAGAAGACUUUGACGGAACUAUAUGACCAAUGGGUUGAAGAACUUUCCACCGAAGACUUCAUAGAAUAUUUGAAAGAGAUGAAACAAGCCGGUGUUAAUGAAAGUCUUCGGCCGAAAGAUGGACUGGGCAAUGAGUAUCUUGGAAUACCUGGAACGUUCAAAACGAUAAAUGUAGAUUAGGUAAUUUAAUAAAAUGCUAUAAAUAGCCUGGCUGAUAUGAGACAAAAUCGUCGUCAAGGGACUGGCCAUUAUGGGUGAUCUAUUCGUAGUAAUAAUUUCAAAUGACAAUACAUAAAAUAAAUAAUGCAUGUUCCUUUAAAUGGAUGUAAUUUUUAUUUAAAAUUGUAAUAUAACUCUAAUAGCUGUUGGUGUUCCUUGUAUAAAUAAAUAAAUACAAAACGAGAUGGCAGGAUCAUUAACACGCAUUUUAUUCAGAUUGGCAGGACUACAUAUAUUACAGGGAAUUAGAAGAAACGAGGGGAGGCAUUUGUCGAGUAGUGGGACACUAAAUUAGGCUACAUUCAAAAAGUCAUGCUAUAAUAGCAUACCACUAUGACACGUCGACAGCCACAUCAGGAAAGGGGGUGGUGAAAUUCUGAAGGUGACGAGUUAAGCACACGGGAAACAGGGGGUUCAAUAAUUAGUAUAUAUACUUUUUUUUUAUUUAAUUGCACCUAUUUGUAAACCACUUCUGAAUAAAGGAUAUAAAACAAUA
Molecule: messenger RNA, 2244 nt
Organism: Leguminivora glycinivorella
Lineage: Eukaryota; Metazoa; Arthropoda; Insecta; Lepidoptera; Tortricidae
Product: alpha-tocopherol transfer protein-like
Exons: 6
Coding region: 765-1709 (314 amino acids)
Cellular component (GO): membrane
Molecular function (GO): phosphatidylinositol bisphosphate binding
Source: RefSeq, a predicted model, not a curated record